GAAGGGAGAAGACUGGUGGUUAGUGUUAGGGCAGAUGAGACAUCACAUUUAAUCCCUGCAUAUAUAGAUGGGUGAUGUGUAUCAGUCUAACAGUAGACACAGACUUUUACAUUAACUGUAAACGUCUCACUGCUCUGUUUGAAAACAGCCUUUUGUCUCUAACCGUGAAAGGAUGAAGUGUACUGUUGUCUUUCUUGUGUUGUCCAUGGUGGUUCUCAUGGCUGAACCUGGAGAGGGUUUUCUUGGAUUGCUUAUCAGUGGAGCCAUCUCUGCUGGCACGAUGAUCCACGAUCUUGUCCGCCAACACCAUGGGGACUUGCAGCUGGAGCAGCUGGAGCAGCAGCUAGAGCAGCUGGAGCAGCAGCAGCAGCUUGACAAACGUUCUCUUGAUGCAUUUCACUAGGCUAAAGAGGCCUCUCAGAAGUUACAUUUUCAACGAAAGAAAAAUGCUUCUUGCUCCUCAACAUAAGAAAGAAAUUCAUCAAGUGUGGCAACCACAAUAACAUAUGCAUAGACUUAACUGACUGAGGAAUAGUGGCCAAAUACAUUUGGCAAACUGUCAGUUGCUCAGAUUAAAUAUGCAUUGCAGCCAAACAUUUUCUGCUAUUUGCUUACAAUUUUGAUUAGAAUAAAACAAAUGUUUAAAA
Messenger RNA from Acanthopagrus latus (yellowfin seabream), 647 nucleotides. RefSeq names its product pleurocidin-like peptide WF3. Gene Ontology annotation, biological process: defense response to bacterium. The transcript has 4 exons. The coding region runs from base 173 to 403 and encodes 76 amino acids. The record is from RefSeq and is a predicted model, not a curated record. NCBI's taxonomy places the organism in Eukaryota, Metazoa, Chordata, Actinopteri, Spariformes, Sparidae.